CGGCGCAGCGCUUUUACCGUACGGUCGCCGCGCCGCGCCGUACAGACGUAUAUCUGUUACAUCUGCAUACAUACAUGAUACAUAUGGGAUGGGAAAUGGCGGCCGUUUAGCCGACGGCGCACGAUCUUCCGCGGAGUGACUCGGAGUAGUUUUGUGAACCGCGCGCGCACCAGAGGAGAUUACGACGACGGGAAGGGAAAGGCUGACGUGGGCUGAGCUGACGCCACCGUUCGAACGUCGACGACGAUGGCAAUGUCGAAUCUCUACUCGAAAAUCUCUACCAAGCCAAUGAAGCGUUUUCAGGACAACGUCGCGGUCAAACAGACCAAUGCUUGGAUGAACGCGGAAUCUCCAAGUAAUACAUCAGAUUCACCACCAUCGGUGAGUCCACUCUCCUCGUCUAUCGUCUUACAACGCGAAGGAAUCACCGUGAAUCAGCCAUUGAGCGCACCUGCAUCGCCUCUGUCUUCCUUAUCUUCACCCGUGACCCACGUAAAUUUACUAUCACCCGGAGAUUGUACCCAAGAUCCCAAUUGGCAAGCGACAAAACCUACAGUUCGAGAACGAAACGCGGCGAUGUUUAAUAAUCAUCUUAUGGCUGAUAUUAUAUUUAUCGUUGGCAGUCCAGGUCACACACAAACGAUACCAGCACAUAAAUAUGUCCUCGCUACUGGCAGUUCUGUAUUUUAUGCCAUGUUCUACGGAGGGUUACCAGAAAAUAAAAGAGACAUAGAAGUGCCUGACGUUGAACCAGCAGCCUUUCUCGCGUUGUUGAGGUACAUGUAUUGCGACGAAGUGCAGCUAGAAGCAGAUACAGUUCUAGCGACGUUAUACGUCGCGAAAAAAUAUAUAGUUCCACACUUGGCACGGGCGUGUGUCAAUUAUCUGGAAACGAGUCUCACGGCGAAGAACGCGUGCCUGCUUCUGAGUCAAUCUCGCCUGUUUGAAGAACCCAAUCUCAUGCAACGUUGCUGGGAGGUGAUUGAUGCACAAGCAGAAAUGGCCCUAAGAUCUGACGGUUUUGUGGAUAUUGAUAUUCAUACACUCGAAUCUGUCUUAUCUCGAGAGACACUAAACUGCAAAGAAAUCCACAUAUGGGAUGCUGCAUUAAGAUGGGCCUCAGCGGAAUGCAUACGGCAAGAUCUCGAGCCUAUUCCCGCCAAUCAAAGGCAAUUGUUGGGAUCUGCCUUGUAUUUAAUUAGACUUCCCGCUAUGAAUCUCGAAGAGUUUGCAAAUAGUGCGGCACAGACAGGAAUCUUAACGCAUCAAGAAACAAUCGACUUGUUUCUGCAUUUUACGGCCAGUAAUAAGCCACAACUUUGUUUUCCUACCAAGCCACGUCAAGGGCUGAAAACUCAGGUUUGUCACAGAUUCCAAUCCUGCGCAUAUAGGUCAAAUCAAUGGCGAUACAGAGGUCGUUGCGACUCAAUUCAAUUCAGUGUUGAUAAAAGAAUAUUUGUGGUGGGUUUUGGGCUAUACGGAAGCUCAUCCGGUGCUGCUGAUUAUAACGUCAAGAUAGAACUUAAGAGACUCGGGAAUGUUCUGGCAGAGAAUAACACCAAGUUUUUCUCCGACGGCUCGAGUAACACGUUUCACGUAUAUUUCGAGAAUCCAAUACAAAUCGAGCCAGAAUGUUCAUACACGGCAAGUGCAAUAUUAGACGGUGGGGAACUGAGUUUUUUCGGUCAAGAAGGUAUGUCGGAAGCGACAGUCGGCAGUGUAAACUUUCAGUUUCAGUGUAGUUCCGAAAGCACUAACGGUACCGGUGUCCAAGGAGGACAAAUUCCCGAAUUAAUUUUCUACGGGCCACCAUCCGACGAUUGACAGAAGAUCGCGACAGAGCUUAUGGUUUAAUUGCUGGCUUGCACGAAAGAAACAUUUAGAUAACAUUCAUCACUCCGUGGGAAUAAAAUCCGCGCGGAUAAAGUUCUCGAGACGUAUGUGAGAGGAAGGACGGUGUAUUUCACAAGUAUUCAGAUUUAACGUCAGAUAUGAAUAUUCUUUCAAAUCGAAAUAGUUGUCAAAUACUCAAUAUUCGGGAAUAUAUUCAACGUCUAGAUAGAGUACACUUUUUGGGAACGUCUGAAGAAUAAUACUUACACGUAGAGAUAAAUAGAACAAGAUGUGUCGUAUCUAAUAUUUUCAGAUACACAGCUACCGUAUCGAUUCUACUUGAAGAAAAGUAUUUUUUCUAUUAUAUUGUAAAUACAGUUACGUUAUAAUGUUGCGAAUGUUUCAGCGAACGUAUCCUUCUUCCUAGAUAGAAAUAUUACGUGAAUCUUAUUUGACGUCUCGUGUCUGUUAAUUACGUAAUGAGAUGUAUAUUCAUUGAAACUUGUAUAUAUCUAUUUAAAUUUUUAGAUUACGCACCAAACGUACUAUUACAUUAUUGUCACGUAAUUUUCUUAAAGAAUAUGCGAUUGAAAUAUAAUGCUAUAAAUAAAAAUGUUUUAAAUCCAAAAGCGAUAUCAAAUUUUAAUAUGCACGUGCGAUACUAACGUGAUUCACUUGGAACGUAUAUUUUCGUAGAGGGCAAAGAUAGUAUGUACAGUUAUAUUGUGCACGUUGAAAGUAACACGUAAUAUAUAUUUAAAAUUAACGUCUCGUUAUUUAGAGCGCUUGUACUAGACUUUUGACGUUUUAAUAUCUGUUUGCGUAACGUUAUUGGCCGUGUAAAUAAAUAUAUUUAGUUGUGACAUUUCCAAGAAUUUCCAAAAUAUCUUUUCCGUACAUUAUCACUACCCGUUUCGUUGGUAAACUUGUGUAAAUACCUUAGGAAAAGAGCACAUCUAUUUUUCUAUGCAUAUCUAACUGAUGCAGCAUUUUGCUCGAUUUGCGCGAUGACGUUGAUUUUUGUCUUGUAUCGAGUGUACGAAAGAAGAUGGUUAUUUAAACAUUGUAAAUAUAUAUCUAGGAUAAUAAUAGAGUAUAAAGAAAAAAGAGGUCUGUGUGUCAGAGAGCGCGUAAUAUCGUUUUGACUAAAUAUACUUGAAAUAUUGAUACUCUCCUAAUGUAAAGGAUAUUAUCUAAACUAAUCCAUGUGUGAAAAGUAAAUAAAUGCUUUGUCACUGCGCAUGUAAUUAUCAAGUUGUGAGUACUGUUAAAUGACGUUAUGAAAAUAUGUUUAAAUGUAA
Molecule: messenger RNA, 3134 nt
Organism: Temnothorax curvispinosus
Lineage: Eukaryota; Metazoa; Arthropoda; Insecta; Hymenoptera; Formicidae
Gene: lute
Product: BTB/POZ domain-containing protein 6
Exons: 7
Coding region: 247-1824 (525 amino acids)
Biological process (GO): neurogenesis
Cellular component (GO): cytosol
Molecular function (GO): protein binding
Source: RefSeq, a predicted model, not a curated record